CUGCUUCCUAUUGGAUCGCGGGCUGUAGGUGGCCUAUCCUGGGAUCGGCCUCCUCCUUAUCGACGUUGCCAAAACCCGCUGUGGGUGUAAAAGUGUGUGUCUCCUUUUUUUGUUUUUAGCGGAAAACUGGAACCUUAACAGGAGCAGGAGGGGGUCUGGACUAGUCCCUUUAAUAAACAUGCUUCUGUUAUUUAUGAAAAGGAGACCUAAGACCUCGCAGAAGUAGCCGACACCUCGCAGAGGAAGUCACUGAAAGAAGAGCAGAGGAAUGCUCAGGAAGGACAACUCCCGCUCAUACAGAGAGUUUAACGAUGAAGGUGACAGCGGUGACAAGAGGUCUCCAGAAUAUUUUGACGAUGCCGCUGAAGAUCUGGACCGAGAGGAGCUCAACGGCAGCAUCUCACAAGAGGACGACAUCAGGGGGAGCAGUCCAUCGAUGCGGUUCAGUAAAGCCUGCCUGAAGAACGUCUUCACGGUGGUGCUCAUCUUCAUCUACCUGCUGCUGACGGCGGUGGCAAUCUUCCUCGCCUACCAGACCAUCAACGAGUUUCUGGAGAAAUACAGAAACCCUGUGAUGUCGGUCAUUUACAAGGAGGUGGAAUCUUUUUCACCACCAGGUAUCGCUCUGUACCCGGGCAAAGCUCAGCUGUUGAGCUGCAGGCAUCACUUCCACGACUACAUCCCCCCUCUAGUGGACCCAGGCAAGCCUCAGGAAGGAGACUGUGUGAUCAAGGAUGUGACUUACUUUGGACCCUUUUCCAAUCUAACACAGAAAAGAGCGCUGGUCGUCCGCGGGCCGUCUGACGUCAGGAAGAAGGAGCUGAUCUUCAUGCAGUUCAGUCACAAUGAAACCGAGGAGGACUUCAGCGCCAUCACCUACAUGCUCUUUGCAAAGUUCAGCGACUUGAAUGACAGCGUGAAUGAAUCCGUGUUCAUGAAGGACUGCGAGAAGAAUUACUCCAUGUGGACUUUCUCCGGAGGGUUCAGAACCUGGGUCAAAAUGUCUUUAGUGAAGACGGCGGGGAGGAGCGAGGAGGCCGUCGAGUUCCGACAAGAGUCGGCCGUGGUGAAAUUCAACGACAAGCGGCCGGAGGCGGAGCAAACCAAUCAGCUGUUCUUCGUCGUCUUUGAAUGGCGGGAUCCUUAUGUGCAAGAAAUCAAACUGAUCGUUACUGCUAACCCCUGGAGCUCCGUGGCCAUCCUCUGCGGCGUCUUCAUGGCGCUCUUCAAGGCCGCUAACUUUGCCAAGCUGUCCGUCCAGUGGAUCAUCAGAAUGCGUAAGAGGCAUCUGAGGAACAAGGAGCGAGAAAUGAACCCCAUCACUGACAGCUGAAGAGCUGAGCGGGGGCGUGUCCUAACUGACUUUUGAGGGAGUGGCCUAAAGUGUGAUGGGCGCAUAAAAAAACACUAUUAAAUAUGAAUUAUUAACCCUUUCCUACCUCAACCAAUCAUAUCUACUUUAUAACACCAGAUAAAGACAACUUUAGUUAAAUGUUUUAAUGACACAAAAAGAAGAUUUAUGAUCAAAGUCAAAAUUUAAAGUGCUUCAAAAAGUGCUUGUAAAGUCCUGCUCUGUCUAACUGGAAAUGUGUUGGUCCUGACGCGUUAGUUCAUUGUAAACAAGACAGAGAGCAUGACUUCCCCAUGCUCCUGUCUUAUGAAAUAGAUGUGCAAAUAUUUUAUUUACAAUUUAAAGUACAAAAAAAUAUAUUCUACAAAGAUAUGUGAAGAAAAACUACGAGCAGCCUGCUGCAAAAAAAACAACCUAAUAGUUAGUUUAAACAAAAGUCUCUGACAGGGCAGAAAGUUGAGGAUUUUUUUGGGGUGGCCAAUCAGAUUUCUAGGGGGGCCCAUGUCGCCCCUCUGGACACGCCCCUGGAGCUCACACAGUCUGACCAGACCUGAAUGAUCCAAGUGAUCUAUCAUUAAUGUGUUCUGACUGGAAAUGUCCAGAUUUAUUAUUUUACUCAAAAUGGUCAAAACUUCUCUGAAUUUAUAGUUUUUUUUUUGCAUUUCAUAAAUAUUUUCCUGAACAUUCCUGGAAAUGAAGUUUCUGUAGGCGGCGCACAUGAAAGAAAAAAGUUGCUGAAGGCGGAGACGCUCGUUUUGUACGUUGUGGGUUCGAGAGCUUUCUAAAGAACGUUUCAAGUUUUAAACUGUUUCUGAAAAUGUGAAGUUUGUUCAAAAUGUUGCUGGAUUUGUUUUAUCAUCAAUCUUACUCUAAAGGGAAUGUUGUGUGUGUGUGUGUGUGUGUGUGUGUGUGUGUGUGUGUGUGUGUGUGUGUGUGUGUGUGUGUGUGUGUGUGUGUGUGUGUGUGUGUGUGUGUGUGUGUGUGUGUGUGUGUGUGUGUACUUAUUCAAGAACAUUUCAUGAUUAUUUCACAGAACAUAAAGAGAGUUCUUCUUCCUCCGUCACAGAGAUCUGAUGUUUAUUUUUUUCCUGAUGAAGUCUGAAACUGUCCGUCUGUCUCACUGCUGAGGUUUUUAUCUGAUUGUAGAAAACUAAGGAUCUGUGUGUGUGUGUGUGUGUGUGUGUGUGUUUGUUUGUCGCUGUUAAAUUUGUACUUGAAUUAACGUCUUGAUUGUGUUGUGGUCAGUAUUUUAUCCCAAGAGCUUUCUUUUGAGAUAAAUAAAAAAACAUCUAUUCAAAGUGA
Molecule: messenger RNA, 2653 nt
Organism: Labrus mixtus (cuckoo wrasse)
Lineage: Eukaryota; Metazoa; Chordata; Actinopteri; Labriformes; Labridae
Gene: pacc1
Product: proton activated chloride channel 1
Exons: 8
Coding region: 269-1333 (354 amino acids)
Source: RefSeq, a predicted model, not a curated record